Camellia sinensis is the source of this 915-nucleotide messenger RNA. Lineage: Eukaryota; Viridiplantae; Streptophyta; Magnoliopsida; Ericales; Theaceae. The record is from RefSeq and is a predicted model, not a curated record.
GAAGCGAUUUCGAAGAUUCAGAGCGGCAUGUGCGUUGUUGAACUUGUCGUUGAUCGACGAGAAAAAGAUUUCGAUCGGAGCUUGCGGAGCGAUUCCGCCAUUGAUAACGCUGUUGAUGAAUGGAUCGAAUAGGGGGAAGAAGGACGCGAUGACGACGCUGUACAAGCUGUGUACGGUGAAGGUGAACAAGGAGAGGGCGGUGAAGGGAGGGGCGGUGAAGGCGGUGGUGGGGCUGGUGGCGGCGGAGUAGAUGGCGGAGUUUUGGUGACAGUUUUUCCCUUCAAACAAAACCUAAACUGUCUUGACAUCAAUUUAUUUGAAAAUCAAGUGACAGAAAGCUCGAAUAUGAAGCUGCGUGAGUAUAUUGAUGAUACAAAGGAUUACAUUAAUAUUCAGCUUGACAAUCAUCGAAACCAGUUGAUUCAGCUAGAGCUUUUUCUAAGUUCAGGAACUGUUUCUUUAUCCAUUUAUUCUUUGGUGGCCGGAAUAUUUGGCAUGAAUAUUCCAUAUACAUGGAAUGAUCAUUACGGCUACAUGUUCAAAUGGGUAUGUCUAUCAAAAGGAUUGGGCGCUCCAGCUGGAACUGUCAUUGUUGGUUCAAAAGAUUUUAUUACUAGGGCAAAGACUCUAAGGAAGACCUUAGGUGGUGGGAUGAGACAAGUUGGCGUCCUUUGUGCUACUGCUUUAGUCGCAGUGCAAGAGAAUGUUGGAAUGCUCGAGAGUGAUCACAACAAUGCUAAGUUUUUAGCACGUAAAUUUUUUCUCCUGUUUAAUACAUUAUCAUAUACAUACACUGGCAGACCCAUAAAUUCAUGUGUUAUUUUGGCUGAUGUUUCUUUUUUACAUUUUUAUAAAUUUGGUUUUCAGAAGGACUGAAUAGAAUUGAAGGACUAAAAGUGGAUGUCAAUAGGGGAG